Messenger RNA from Clupea harengus (Atlantic herring), 629 nucleotides. RefSeq names its product GTPase IMAP family member 9-like. The record is from RefSeq and is a predicted model, not a curated record. NCBI's taxonomy places the organism in Eukaryota, Metazoa, Chordata, Actinopteri, Clupeiformes, Clupeidae. The annotation marks the transcript as partial. The transcript is spliced from 2 exons.
UGUCUCCUCUAAGGGUCGUGCUGCUGGGGAAAACUGGUUCUGGAAAGAGUGCCUCAGGCAACACCAUCCUGGGGAGGAAAGAUUUUAAAGAGGGUUUCUCAUCUGAAUCUGUGACUACAACCUGCAGUGAACAACAUACUCUAGAUAAUGUUAGCGAUAUUAUACUGAUUGAUACACCAGGAUUGUUUGAUACAGGAAAGACUUUGGAUGAAAUACAGGGUGAGAGAGAGAAGUGUGUUGAGAUGUCUCUCCCUGGGUCCCAUGCCUUCCUGCUGGUGAUCAGAUUAGAUGAGAGGUUCACAGAGGAGGAGAGCAAUGCUGUGCAAUGGAUCCAGGAUAACUUUGGUGAGGGGGCGCUGAAGUACACUAUAGUGCUCCUCACUCAUGGGGAUGUGCUAAAGGGGGAACCAGUGGAGGAUUUUCUGCGCAAAAGUCCUGCGCUCUCAUCUCUUACUGAACAUUGUGGGGGUAGAUAUCACGUCUUCAACAAUAACAGUCAAGACCGGACUCAGGUCAAAGAGCUAAAGGAGAAAAUUGAGGCCAUGGUGGAAAUGAAUGGGGGCGCAAACUACACCAAUGAGAUAACAGAAAUUUCACUAAUCUGUUUCUCUGGUGGAUUCCUGUGGUGA